CCGUUGCCGAAUGUGCCCUAGCUAUCUAUAUAAAUUUGACUAACAGUUCUAACAUUUAACAUUCAUAUAUUUCUAGAAAACUUUUUUUUCUCUCUUUUACCAUUUUAUUUUUAGAAUUUUGUUUCUCGCGUAUAUGUACAUGUCAUCACGAGUUAGCACCUGACUACAACUCUGACUGCAUUAUUUUCAUAACUAGGUACGUUUACGCGGGGUCGUUGACGAAAUUGUUGCUUUAUAUAAAUAAUUUGGAGAUAUUUCUGCUGUGAAGUGGUCUUUCGCAUGUGAAUAUUUGUAAUUUUAUUGGAUUUAUGGUGAGGUAAGACGCUGCGCUAGCAUGUUCUGGAGAGAAGACGCUGUAACAGAGAGAAACAAUGCAACUCCGAGGUCAAUGCAUCAUGACAAACAGUUCUAUGUAGAGUGCGAUUGAGAGAGAGAAUGAUUCAACCGUAACCGGCACAUUGAGUUUAGUGGGAUAAUAAAUAUUUCGCAGGUAGCGUUUAGUGGGAUUCUAUUGUACUCUUUGAUAUACACUUCUCCGCAAAUAUUUUUAUAAUGAUGAGUAAUUCAGCAAAAUCUUUGUUCUUUUUUUAUUAUAAUGGUUCUUUAUUUGUACUUUGUAGCAUAUAUUGUCAAAUGUGGGUUAAGACUUUCUCCUCUUCUGGUUGUAUUGGUUUUACCUUUUUUGAGCAACUGGUUGUAUUGGUUUACAAAAUCCUAAAUUUUGAUAACGUGGCCAACAGAGGUUGCCAUAUCAAAAUAAUUAACAGUAGUUUGUGGGAAAAUUUGUAGUACUAGUCGAUGAAAUUACACCUGAGAGAAUAUAUAAAUCAUGUAAUGUAUAUACAUGAUACACAUUUGAUGAUGCACUCUUUAGUCCGCAACUGUGAUAUUGUUAUAUACUUAUAUAUAAAUGCGUAUGAAUUUGUUGAGGAAAAUUAUGCAGAAGCUAAACUAACUUAGACGCAAAGCAACGGUGGAGAGAUGUGAUGUCGUUUUCUUACAGAUGUUCUGUGCUAAGGUUUAAGUUUCAGUUUGCUUUACUUCAAAUUCUUAGUUUAAACCGGUUUAUAUUCCAAAUCAUUACUUAAAAUUUAAGAUCGAUAGAGUGGUUUCAUUUCUAAGAGUUGCAAAAUCACCCCAAUUGUCUAGUCAAGAAGUACGAUUUAUAUUCAUUUCAAUAGCUCUCAUAACCAUUUUACAAUAUACAUCUAAAGCAAUCUGCCAAUGCAAACAAGCUGGAGUCAGCCACUAAAAAUGGACGGUCCAUCGUCGUCAUAUAACUACAUUUGGGCUUACUUAGUGUAUAUGAUUAAUUAGGUUGAGAUGAUUUUUAAGCAUACAAUUAAAGUUGAAGUAGAUCUCCUUUGCUAUCUAAAGAAAAGUCGGCCCAGUUCCAAGGUAGGCCCAAAUAGAUUCAACAAUCAAAGCCCAAGCAGCAUCGGCUCUUUCCACAGAAAGAAGAUGAUAUAAGAGCAAAGCGAAAAGCUUGAGAGAAAAUAGUCUAGCAGCUUCCUAAAAGCAAACAAUGUACUACGGAAUGGAAGACGACAAAACAGACUUGGGGAGACUCGGUUCACUCGAAACGUACUGAUGCUCGACAAAUGUCACAAGAUUAAAGGGUUCAUCAUGUUAAGUUGCUAUAAAAGAGAGAGGGACGUCGAGGGUUAUCGUCGUCGUUCAUCCUCAAAAAAACCCUAAAGUUUCAACCUUUGCUAGUAAAAAAAAAACGAUGGAUUUGUUCUCCGCACCUUACGACAGUAAGUUCUCCCACAAAGUCUUCAACUUUAUAGUUCUGGUUUGAUUUCUAUGAUGGUUUAAAAAUACAAAACAAAACAAGAGACUUGAAAAAAUAGAAAAUGUCAUAUGUUACUGAUAAUUAAAGUAUUCACGUAUCGGAAGGUUUCUCCUUUCUGUCUUGAGAGUAUAUGUGUUUGUUGUUUGCUGUGUUUGUUGUUUGCUGUGUCCGCCGUACGUGUAAUAACUGCAUCUGUGUGUUUUUUUGGUCAGCGAAUGCGACAGGAGUGUUCUGGGACUUUGACGAAUGCGGUAUCCCCGAUGAACUCAAUGCCGCUGGGGUCUUACAGAGGAUGAGACAGAGUCUGUUGCAUAAGGGUCACCGUGGUCCUGUCUCGAUCCAGAUUUAUGGUGAUUUGACCGGUCUUGACUUUCAAUCCUCCGACAUCAAGCUCAAUCAUUUUCACUCAGGAGAGAAACGUGAGAAGAUGACGAAAAUCUUGGAAGACAUAGUUUCGUGGUCAGGUGAGAAUCCAGAACCAUCGGUGGGGUUGCUAGCCUUGGGAGACGUGGGAGACGCUGGAGAUGACAUUGUGGAGGUUGUUGAACUUCUCAAGAGUCAGAAAAACUACAGGUUUAUGGUUCUGACUCCUCCACCACUCCCACCAGCUCCUCCAACGGUGGUGAUUAUUAUGGCUCCUCUUCCUCGUGGUGGAUUCUAGUUUUUGGUUUUAGGAAGCUGAAGAAAAACAUUUUCAUGAAAAAUAACAGUUGUUUGCAUUUAGUAAAUGUUGGGAUACUCGGAAUUCUAUUUUGGAAACUUUUGUCAUGUCUCGGAAGCAAAGAUAAUUAUUAUUAGUAGAUGGGUUUAACUAUAUAUCCUUUUAAUUUUAAGAACCUCUUCUAUAAUUUAUUUUCUGCCUUUUUCGUUGAUUUCCAUAAAGCUAGGAAUCACUGAUUUAUACAUAUAAGUUUAUUAUGCAUCAUAUAAUUAGUACAAAUUUUCUUUGAACAAAAAUGUUUAUUUAACAACGAACUAGCAGGUUAAAUUACACUUGAGAGAAGAAUACAUAAUCAUGUAAUAUAUAUAUAUGAUAUAACCCCUGUUCUAAAAAUCGGUUGCCUGGGCGCUACGCAUCAUUCUUCCGCCUCGAUUUAUGCCAAAUUGGUUAAAAAAAUCGGAUAUCCGAUUUUUUCCGUCUAGACCACCUAAAUAACCGCCUAGCCGUCUAGGCGGCCGACUAAUCUAUUUUUUUUUGAUAUUUUUUCUUAAUUUAUUUGAUCUAAAAUUUUAUAAAUAUCAUUUAUAUUCAUAAUUUUAUGAAAGUUACACUAUAUUAAGUUUAUAUAAUUUAUUUGUGUGUUUUAUAUAGUUUUAAACAUGAAAUGUAUUAAUGUUAUACACAAUUAAAGAUUAACAUGUUUUAUAACAUAAUCUAUACUAAUAAAAGGGACCUUUUGAGGCUCCGUAGAGCGUCCACAUCAGCGAAAAAAAUUCUCCCGAAAUAUGACAUGUGGCAUUAUUAUUUAAAAAAUAGAAAAUAAAUAAUAAGUAA
Messenger RNA from Brassica napus (rape), 3290 nucleotides. RefSeq lists its product as uncharacterized. The transcript is spliced from 2 exons. The record is from RefSeq and is a predicted model, not a curated record. Gene Ontology annotation, cellular component: peroxisome. Gene Ontology annotation, biological process: regulation of gene expression. The coding region runs from base 1926 to 2456 and encodes 176 amino acids. Lineage: Eukaryota; Viridiplantae; Streptophyta; Magnoliopsida; Brassicales; Brassicaceae. Gene Ontology annotation, molecular function: RNA nuclease activity.